Ooceraea biroi (clonal raider ant) is the source of this 5381-nucleotide messenger RNA. It is a transcript of the gene Pfk, whose product is annotated as ATP-dependent 6-phosphofructokinase. Gene Ontology annotation, molecular function: ATP binding; identical protein binding; 6-phosphofructokinase activity. Gene Ontology annotation, cellular component: cytoplasm; 6-phosphofructokinase complex. NCBI's taxonomy places the organism in Eukaryota, Metazoa, Arthropoda, Insecta, Hymenoptera, Formicidae. Gene Ontology annotation, biological process: fructose 1,6-bisphosphate metabolic process; canonical glycolysis; fructose 6-phosphate metabolic process. The record is from RefSeq and is a predicted model, not a curated record.
UAGCACAAAGGUCACCUUCAGUCGGCCGGACGUUGCGGCGGUGACGAUCAGAGUUGAGCAGUGGGACGUUGGCGCUCGUUGACAGCGGAGCGUCUCGACGUCGUCGUCGUGGUGGUUAUCCGCGUUUCUUUGAGUUAUAAGGAAUACUGUGAUACAGUCAUGGCUGAGGAAACGCCAGCACAGAAGUUUAUAAAGCCCGGAAGCCACAAGGGCAAAGGGAUUGCUGUAUUCACCAGCGGUGGCGAUUCUCAAGGGAUGAAUGCUGCUGUACGAGCAGUUGUGAGGAUGGGUAUUUAUCUUGGAUGCAGAGUAUACUUCAUCAGAGAAGGCUAUCAAGGUAUGGUGGACGGCGGAAAGAAUAUUGAGGAAGCUACGUGGUCGUCCGUGUCUUGCAUCAUUCACAGGGGUGGUACAGUGAUAGGCUCCGCUCGAUGUAAAGAAUUCAGGGAACGCGCCGGUCGUCGAAAAGCUGCUAAGAAUUUAGUCAAUCUUGGAAUAACCAACUUGGUAGUGAUCGGUGGAGAUGGUUCCCUCACGGGUGCCAAUCUCUUUAAGGAGGAGUGGUCCGAGCUGCUCAAGGAACUCACCGAGUCCGGCGAGAUAACUGCCGAACAAAGCGAGAAGUACAAACAGCUGCACAUAGUCGGUUUGGUGGGUUCCAUCGACAACGAUUUUUGUGGUACGGAUAUGACGAUUGGUACUGAUUCCGCGUUGCACCGUAUCAUCGAGAGCAUAGACGCCAUAGUCAGUACAGCGUAUAGCCAUCAGAGGACAUUUAUAAUGGAAGUUAUGGGACGCCAUUGCGGGUAUCUGGCUAUUGUGGGCGCUUUAGCUGCGGAGGCCGACUAUAUUUUCAUCCCGGAAUGUCCGCCUCCCAUCGACUGGCCUGAAAAAUUAUGUAGAAAGUUGGAGCAGGAAAGACUCACUGGUCAGCGACUCAAUAUUAUUAUCGUGGCUGAGGGAGCUGUGGACAGAAAUGGCGAUCCAAUUACUGCUGACAAGGUGCAUAAAGUUGUUGUAGAGAAGCUACAGCAGGAUACGAGAGUCACUGUUUUGGGCCAUGUACAAAGAGGUGGUAAUCCUUCAGCUUUUGAUAGAGUUUUGGGAUGUCGAAUGGGGGCUGAAGCUGUGAUGGCUUUGAUGGAGGCUACGCCAGAUACGGAAGCGUGCGUCGUCACGUUGGACGGUAACCAGGCCGUGAGAUUACCACUCAUGGAAUGUGUUCGUCGUACGAAAGCUGUAGCGGAAGCUAUGGCCGUUAAGAACUGGGAUCUUGCUGUUCAACUUCGAGGAAAAGGCUUCGAACGGAACUUGGAAACUUACAAGAUGCUGACUCGUUUGAAAGCUCCAGAUUUGGAUCACGACGCAAAUAAGGAAGUUAGUGGCCGCACAUUAUCAAAGCAAUACACCCUGUGUGGACAAGAUAAUUACACACUGGCGGUCAUGCAUAUAGGAUCACCGUCUUGUGGUAUGAACGCGGCGGUUCGUUCCUUUGUGAGAAAUUGUAUUUAUCGUGGUGACAAGGUGUACGGUAUCGGCGACGGAGUGUUGGGUCUCAUAGCCGGUAGAUUCAAACUGAUGGAUUGGCCGUCAGUGACGGGUUGGGUCGCGGAAGGUGGUGCGAAGCUGGGAACGAAGCGCGCACCACCCCAGGAGGAUCAGUUACCGCUAAUUGCUCAGAAACUCAAGGAAUUUGAAAUUCAAGCGUUGCUCAUUAUAGGCGGCUUCGAGGGUUAUCAAACUGGUCUGACAUUUUUCAAAGCGAGGGAUAAGUACGAGGAAUUCCGGAUCCCUAUUGCCAUGAUUCCCGCAACUAUCAGCAACAACGUACCGGGUACCGAAUUUUCGUUAGGCUGUGAUACAGCUUUAAACGAAAUUUCCGAAAUCUGCGAUCGCAUACGGCAAUCGGCACAAGGUACUAAACGUCGUGUCUUUAUUAUCGAAACUAUGGGCGGAUUCUGCGGCUAUUUGGCGACAGUCGCUGGCUUAGCUGGAGGCGCCGAUGCCGCGUACAUCUACGAGGAGAAAUUUAAUAUUAAAGACUUGAAUCAAGACGUCAUCGCAAUGGCAGCGAAAAUGUCGGAAGGCGUCGAGAGAGGCCUCAUUAUCAGGAACGAGAGCGCUAAUGAGAAUUACAACACGGAGUUCAUGUACAGACUAUUCAGCGAGGAAGGAAAAGGUUUAUUUAGUUGCAGGAGGAACAUACUCGGUCACAUGCAGCAAGGUGGUUCGCCAACGCCAUUUGAUCGUAACUUGGGAACGAAGAUGGGUUCUAAAGCGGUGGAAUGGUUCAGUGAUCAAUUAAGAAAAUGCACCAGUCCCGAUGGCAAGACAGUUACCACAGCAGCUGACAGCGCAGUGAUGCUCGGUAUUAUCAGACGACAAUAUAGAUACACACCGUUCACGGAACUUAUCGAAGUUACCGAUUUCGAACAUCGCAUUCCGACGUAUCAAUGGUGGAUGAAGCUGCGUCCGUUACUGAAGGUAUUGGCAAAACAUGAAUCAACGUACGAAGAGGAGGGUCUUUACAUAACGAUCGAGGAGAUGGAUGAGCAAAAGGAUCCACCCCUCGUGUAAAUCAUAAAAAUAAUUGUCUAGGAACGUAGGCGGGGUAGAGCGAUCAUGCGAAACGGACGUUGCUAAUCGUGUAGAGAGUAGAUACUGAUUGAGAGUAUUGUACGAUGUUGUAAUAAUUCUGUUACUAUGCUGGACAAGAAGCAAAUCUUGUACGUAUUGAAUUAUGCGCAUCCGGUUGAUUUUUAUUAUUCGCAUUACUAAAUCUUGAGCAACGUGCGCUGCAUAUGUUCUUGUUAUCGUUAUUUAUUUAAGAGAUCCGCACGCGAAAAUUUCGAAUGUAAGUCAUUUGGACGACUAAUGGAUACGUGAUCGAGAAUAUAGAGACGCUUCUUUCUUCUUAGAAGUCAUGUUUGUAUCUUGAAAAUUCUCCAACUCAGGUCAGAAAUAGGUACAAAGGCAGUACCUGAAACGCAAAGGUAAGGUAUAUACUUUAGACAUCACGUCGACGACGAUACGAUAUUGCCAAAGAGACGAUUUUACCGAUAUAUCAUCGUUGGCAUAGAACGGAUUGGUAUUGUUAUCUUGUAGUAACGUUAAAAUGCGUACAUCGAUGUAUAAUAUUGAAGACGUAUUAGACUUGAUGUAUAUAAAAUUUAGCGUAUAACAUAUGCGAGGUUCAAAUUAUGAUAUUACAAGAUCAUUUUUACAAAAUAUGAUUUUUGCAAAAUAUAAGAACAGAAAUGAUUAAAUUGGAGAUUUUUUAGGGACAUGCAUAAAAUACUUAAAUUUGAUAUGCUACUCGAACCUAGUACAUACAUAAUUAAUUACGAAUUUAGCAGUAAAAUUCAAGUAAUAAUUUACAAACUUUAAUUAACAUUAUCGUUAAAGCUCCGAAACUUUUACAAAAUUGUGAGUUGAAAAAGUUAAAGCGAGUUAAACUUUUAACAAAGAUUAAAUUUUUAUUUCGAUAUUCCUUUAGUCCAAUUUUAUUAUUUAAUGUAACCGAUUGGACGUUUUUAAUUAAUAUGAUUUGCAGUUGUAACAUGGAUCGAGAAGUAAAUCAGAUUGAGAAAUUCUACAGGUUUCACAGAUUAAACAUUUCUGAACUGUAUUUGUGGUCUAAGAUAUAGGAUUAAAAAAGUAAUGUGGUAUUUUGCGUCCGUGAAAGUGUUUAUUCGGUUUAGCGUUACUCGAAGCUAUAAAAAGCUAUUGGAGAAUAUACCUGUCUACCUCAAAAACAUAAUUUUGCAACGGUUGAACGAACGACUCGCAGGAAAGAAAUCGACCUCAGUCGCGCGUUAGUUGCAUGUAAUGUUAAAAAAAUUCGCUAAAAUUUAAGGCUUAUGACCACAAAAAUAUUUAGAUUUAAUUCGCUUUCUCUUACUACAAUAUAAUCUCGUCUAUUUAUCUUUCUAGAAAAUUGUACGAGUAUUAAUCUCAUAAUUGUUUUCGACGUAUAAGGUAGCAUUUAUCAUGUCCUUAUGAGAAAUUCUAGAACCAAAUCUUAACAUCCUGACAUCACUGAAAAUUAUGGUCUCGUAGAAACUCUUACUCGCGUCCGUGAGUUUCCGUAAGUCAAAGUGAAAUUACCUGACGUAAUUAGCUCGACGCAAUUCACUGACGAAAGUUGAUAAAGCGUACGAUAUGAUUUUGCACUGUAGUUACGCGUAUAUAUUCAUGCAUUUGGUGGUAUUCGCGUAAGAACUUCGCUUGGAUGCUCGACGCAACCGCGACGCGAUGAUUUAUAAUAGAUAUUAAGAUUAUAUGAAGAUCGGUUUAGAAAAUAGCCAUUGACAUAUGUUGUGUAAAGAAUAUAAAAACAAUUACACGCAUACAUUAUGGUUUAUUCGAUAACGUUGACACAUACAUAUUAUAUAUAUACACGCGCGCGUGUAAGAGUUAUUCAGUAAAUUGCUUAUUUCAAGUUGUUAUGAAGUAUGUAUAUAGUCUACUAAUGGAUGAUGAAGUAGCUCUUGUUGAAAAAUAAUCAAAUAAUAUCACUAAUGAUACUUACUUCAAUAAUACAUUGCGUAGAAGCAUCUUGUUUAUUUAUUAAUCGAGAGGCUGAACUGUUGAACGAAAAUGCGACGAUACGGGAAAUAUAGAUUUUUAUUGACUUGUCAAGUAUUUGUACAUAGAAUUGUAGUUUUAAUUACAACUUGCAUAAACGCAUUUGUGCGUUUUUAUUAUAUUGUUUUAUUAUGUCUAACUAUAAAUUGCAAUCAAGUAUACUAAAUGAAUUUUAAAAAGGUGAUUUUUCUUAUAGUAUCGUUUUAUUUCAAUACGAUGUACAUCGAGUUUUGUUGGUGUAGAUAAAUGUUGAUAUUUAAUAUUAUUUCGAUAGGGAAUCAUUUAUAAUUCAUAUGUAUAUGUCUUGACAAGAUAUAUAAAUUAUAAAUGUACAUGUACAUGUACAUGUAAUUAUCGAAUAUGUUAUUAUGAAUUACACUCUCUACGAAGCUAAACAUGUAAAAAUAGUGCUUGCAUAAUGUCGAACGUUUAGUUAUCCGCCGCUGGCGCAACAUGAGAGUGUAUAAAAAAAGAGGUAUAUCAUUUUUACAAUCACAGAGAUAUAUUUUCGACUCAUUGUUGAUCAAUGAAUUUACACCGUAUUCAGUGUAUAUAGUAUUACAGUUAUAUAAUUACUAUAAUUUAUUUUUCUCCUGAACAUUCAAUAAUUAUCGACGUCAGUGCGUUCUCGACGAGCUACGUAUGAGAUUGCAUUCGCCGACAAUUCCAGAUUUUGUGCAAAUUGAUUGUUGCGACGAAUUAUCUAAAUUUCUAAGGGAAAAACAAAUACGUAUUAUAAUACACGCUGACGAUGUUAUAUAUCUGUGUCAUGAAAUAAAACUAUAUCUUCUAAA